AUGGUGGACGUGGCACUGGCCGGCUUACGGUGGGUGGUAUCGCCAAUUGUCAAGAAGCUCCUCGCUGAAGCUUCAACCUACCUCAGGAUUGACAUGGCGCAGGAGCUCCAAGAACUGGAGACCACCGUCCUGCCACAGUUUGACCUGGUGAUUGAAGCAGCAGAGAAGAGUCCCCAUAGGGACAAGCUGAAGGCAUGGCUCCAGCAGCUCAAAGAAGCCUUCUAUGACUCCGAGGACCUGUUGGACGAGCACGAGUACAACCUCCUCAAGCGCAAAGCGAAGAGUGGGAAGGACUCCGUACUGGGGGAGGAUGCCUCAUCCAUGAAAUCAACUAUUGUAAAGCCUUUUCAAGCUGCAACGAGCAGGGCUCGCAACUUGCUCCCUGACAACAGAAGGCUAAUUCACAAACUUCAUGAACUGAAGGACAUCUUGGCGAAAGCCAAGGAUUUCCGUGAGCUUCUUGGCUUGCCAGCUGCUAUCCCUGCUGUACCAACAACUGCUACUCCUCCCACAACGACAUCACUUCCCACUUCAAAGGUGUUCGGUCGUGACCAAGAUCGUGAUCAUGUAGUGAUAUUCUUCUCAACAAGUCGACAGCUCCUGAGGCAAGUUCAUCUAGUUUUCAGGUUUGGCUAUUAUUGGAGCUGGAGGCAUGGGGAAAUCUACCUUGGCACAGAAUCUGACAAUGAGACAGAAUGGGAGCAACUUGUAGCUCCUCUAAUUUCUCAGCAGGCGGGAAGCAAAGUGUUGAUAACUUCUCGACGGGACACACUCCCUGCUGCUCUUUGCUGUAAGCAAGUCAUUCGUUUGGGUAACAUGGAAGAUGCUGAGUUCUUGGCACUCUUCAAACACCAUACCUUCUCUGGAGUAGAAAUUGAAGAUCAGCUGUUGCGGCUGAAGCUAGAACAGACUGCAGAGAAGAUUGCUAAAAGGCUUGGACAUUCUCCACUGGCAGCAAAAGUUCUGGGUUCCCGGUUGAGCAGGAAAAAGGAUGUGAGUGAAUGGAAUGCUACUCUAAAGAUUGACAAUUUAAGCGAGCCCAGGAGAGCUCUGUUGUGGAGUUACGAGAAGUUAGAUCCACUUACGCAGAGGUGCUUUCAGUAUCGCAGCUUAUUUCCGAAAGGCCACAAGUAUAACAUUGACGAGAUGGUUCAUCUUUGGGUUGCAGAGGGCCUCGUUGAUUCAUACAAACUGAGUAGGAGAAUGGAGGAUGUUGCAACUGAAUACUUCAAUGAGAUGGUCUGUGGAUCUUUCUUUCAGUUGGUUUCUGAAAGAUAUAUUGGUCCAUGGUAUAUCAUGCACGAUCUCCUUCAUGAUUUGGCAGUCUCACUGGCUAGAGAAGACUGCUUCAGAUUAGAAGAUGAUAAGGUGACAGAAAUACCAUGGACUAUUCGACAUCUAUCCAUUCGUGUUGAGAGUAUGGAAAAGCAUAGACAAAUUAUCCACAAGCUACAUCAUUUACGUACUGUUAUCUGCAUCGAUCCACUGAUCGAUGAUGCAAGUGAUCUUUUUUAUAAGAUACUGCAGCAUAUGGAGAAGUUGUGUGUAUUAUAUUUGUCAUUUUACAACAGCAGCAAGUUGCCUGAAUCUGUUGGCAAGCUUACUUCGCUCCAACACCUGCAUGAAUUUUCUGUGCAUAAGAAGAAGGGAUAUGAGUUGCGACAGCUGAAGGACUUGAAUGAACUUGCUGGUUGUUUGACAAUAAAAAAUCUUGAGAAUAUCACCGGAAAGGGCGAAGCCUUGGAGUCGAAGCUAUAUCAGAAAAAUCGUCUCAAAGAGUUGCAGCUUGUCUGGAGUGGCGAGAAUGAUAUGGAUGCAGAAGAUAGUUUACACUUGGAUAUUCUAGAAGGUCUGAAACCACCGCCUCAACUGAGUGGCCUCGCAGUCAAUGGUUACAAAUCUGGCUCAUAUCCAAGCUGGCUUCAUGAGCAUUCCUACUUUGAGAGUUUGGAGUCUUUCGAGCUUGCUAAUUGUAGUGUGUUAGAAGGCCUACCACUUGAUUCCGAGCUCCUUUGGCAUUGCUCUAAUCUGACGAUUGACAACGUUCCGAAUUUUAAGACUUUAUCCUGUCUUCCAGCCGGCCUUACAAGCUUAUCAAUUAGCAGGUGCCCGCUGCUCAUGUUUAUCACCAAAAAGGAGCUGGAACAGCAUGAUCUGAGGAAAAACAUAAUUACCGACUACCUGGCAUCUAAACUUGCAUCGCCAUGGGAGGUGGAUUCAGGGUCAUGUAUUAGGAGUGUACUAUUAGAAGAACAUUCAUCCCUGAAGCAGUUGGUGACAUUGAUCGAUGAUGACAUAUCAAAACAUCUCCGAAUUAUAAAAAUGGAUCCUCGACAUGAAAAGAGAGAUGAAUUAUUUGUGAAAGAAGAUACCAUCAGGGCAUGGCUAUGUUGCCAUGAACAGAGGAUGAGGCUCAUUUAUGGAAGGAGCAUUGCACUGCCACUGGUUCCAGCAUCAGGGCUUCGGUGUCUUGGGCUUGACUCAUGCAGUAUUACAGAUGGAGCUUUAGCUGCUUGCCUUGGUGGCCUGGCUUCAUUGGAAACCUUGGCUUUAGAUAAGAUUAUGACUUUAACUGCGCUUCCGUCAGAAGAGGUAUUUAAGCAUUUGACAAAGCUUGACUGCUUGUCCAUCUCAUCUUGUUGGUGUCUCCGAUCAUUAGGUGGCUUAAGAGCUGCUGCAUCUCUCUUAGAGUCUAGAUUUUAUUUCUGCCCUUGUUUAGAGCUGGCACGUGGAGCAGAAUUUUUACCGCUGUCCCUUGUUGAGCUCUUCAUAUGUGGUUGUAUGCUUGCAGCUGAUUCAUUCAGUAAUGGCUUGCCACAACUGAAAGACCUUAGUAUGUUUUGUUGCAGAAGCUCCCCUUCCUUGUCGAUUGCCCAUCUGACCUCACUUAAAACAUUGUCACUAGGUCAUUUCCCCGAUCUGUGCUUUCUUAAAGGCUUGUCUUCCCUGUAUCUCCAGAACUUACAUUUGACAGAGGUUCGAAACCUCUCUGUUGAGUUCAUCUCACAGUUCCGUGUCCAGGAAUCACUCACCGUUAGUAGCAUCGAAUUGCUAAACCACAUGCUCAUGGCAGAAGAUUUUACAAUCCCAUUGUCUCUUUCUCUUCAAGAUUGCAAGGAAUCAUCAGUUACGUUUGAACAGUCUGCAAGUUUCUCAUCUGUCAAGCAUCUGAGAUUAUGCGAUAGUGAAAUGAAGUACCUACCAAAAAACCUGAAGUGUCUGUCUAGUUUGAAGAAUCUCGAUAUCCAUGCCUGCCCCAAUAUAUCGUCGUUACCAGAUCUGCCAUCCACCCUUCAGCGCAUGACAUAUGGGACUGUGAACUCCUGA
This is a messenger RNA of Miscanthus lutarioriparius, 3327 nucleotides long. The record is from the annotation of a GenBank genome assembly. NCBI's taxonomy places the organism in Eukaryota, Viridiplantae, Streptophyta, Magnoliopsida, Poales, Poaceae.